Molecule: messenger RNA, 1608 nt
Organism: Arachis ipaensis
Lineage: Eukaryota; Viridiplantae; Streptophyta; Magnoliopsida; Fabales; Fabaceae
Source: RefSeq, a predicted model, not a curated record
AUGUCUCAAAACAACCAAGAAAAAAUUGAUGUUACCCAAUCACCAUCCAGUCCAUACUAUAUUCACCCAAGUGAAACACCCUCUACUGUCCUCGUCUCUCCGCCACUCACCGGCGACAACUACCAUCAAUGGUCUCGUGCUUUCUCCAUUGCACUUAUCUCAAAGAACAAGAUAGGUUUCCUGGAUGGAACCAUCCCAACUCCAGCCACCGAUGACCCACUCUUCCCUUCCUGGCGUAGAUGCAACACAUUGGUCUCCUCUUGGAUUUUCAAUUCCCUCUCAGCGCCCAUUGCUCAGAGCGUCAUUUAUUUCGACUAUGCAGAAGCAAUCUGGGAAGAUCUCCGCAACAGAUUCUCACAAGGAGACUUACUCCGUGUUGCUGAGCUACAAGAACAGAUUUAUGGCCUCAAGCAAGAAUCUCUCUCCGUCACUCAAUACCACACCGCCCUCCGAGCACUAUGGGAAGAGCACGACACUUACUGCCCCGUCAAACCCUACAUAUGCCCGGCACGAUCUUACCACGACCAAAACUUCAUCAUUCGGUUCCUCAAAGGCCUAGACGACUACUUCACUGUCGUCCGAUCCCAAAUCUUGCUCAUUGACCCCCUUCCACCGGAAAGCAAAGUCUUCAACAUGGUGAUUCAACAUGAACGCCAACUCCAAAGAGGCGCUAGUGUUCUCAACGAGCCCAUCUCCCUCACCAACGCCGUCAUCACGCCACAGCGGCGCCUAAAUCCCGGGCGCGGCCGCGGCCACAUCACCAAUGAUGGACGCAGUGGAGCCGAAAAAGUAUGCGUCUACUGUGGUGGUUUAUCAACCGGCCACACCGUCGACGAGUGCUACGGCAAGCACGACUAUCCACCUGGCCACCCACGCUACCCCGGCCGUCCUCGGUUCAAUGAUCGCAGCAACUCCACCGCCUCCUAUACCAAUGCCACUGCCGCCAACCCUAAUUCCUCACAUCAACAACUCAGCAGAACCGGAUCAAGCAAAGAAGAGACCUACCCAACUUCUGGGCCUAGUUUGUCACAAGCUCAAUAUCAAUCUCUCUUAGCUCUUCUCCACAAUGUUCAUGGGCAGCAGUUUAUAGACAAACCCACACCACAAGGUCAACAUGGGCCAUCUGAGGCCAAGUCUGAUAUCACUGUUACGCAUACAAACACUGCAUAUUGUUCUUUUCAUUUCUCAUCCCAUUUAUCACCUAACACACCUUCUAUAAGCUCACACAACAGUGGCAAAUGGAUACUAGAUUCAGGAGCCACUGACCACAUCUGUUCUUCAUUAUCAUAUUUUCAAAUCCACCACAAGAUUAACCUGAUACAUGAUGCGAAGUCCUUGAAGAUGAUUGGUUCGGCUGAAUUGAGAGAUGGAUUGUACUACCUAGCCGACAAGUUGCAACCACAAAAACCUAUUAGGACCAACAGUUCCACCAACUUAGCCAAUGUUAAUAACUUCAUCACAACCCCAAUCACAGAUAGCAAUGUAUGGCAUUGUAGGCUAGGCCACCUCUCGGACCAAAGAUUAAGAGAACUCCACCAUCAAUUUCCUUUUAUUAAUCCACAUGUCAAUGAAUUUUGUGAUGUCUGUCACAUGGCAAAACAAAAGUGA